Messenger RNA from Mugil cephalus (flathead mullet), 1617 nucleotides. RefSeq names its product SSU72 homolog, RNA polymerase II CTD phosphatase (gene ssu72). Gene Ontology annotation, molecular function: RNA polymerase II CTD heptapeptide repeat phosphatase activity. The transcript has 5 exons. Gene Ontology annotation, biological process: termination of RNA polymerase II transcription. The coding region runs from base 204 to 788 and encodes 194 amino acids. Gene Ontology annotation, cellular component: nucleus; mRNA cleavage and polyadenylation specificity factor complex. NCBI's taxonomy places the organism in Eukaryota, Metazoa, Chordata, Actinopteri, Mugiliformes, Mugilidae. The record is from RefSeq and is a predicted model, not a curated record.
CGACGCACGGCACUCCGCCAUUUUAACUUCCUGCUUGAAAAGAAGACGAAUCCAUCGCACAGUAUUUGUAUUCGAAACGCUUUAUCGAUUAACUUAUUUUAAGGGGUUUGUCUUGUCUAGGUUUUCUAAACAGGGAUCGAAGCAACUUCCUCUUAAUAGUUUCUGACCGCUGGUAUCGGGUUAGUUUCAGCCGGGGCGUCGCAAUGCCGAGCCACCCGCUGCGUGUAGCGGUUGUGUGCUCGAGCAACCAGAAUCGCAGUAUGGAAGCGCACAAUAUCCUCAGCAAACGUGGAUUUGAUGUGCGUUCAUUCGGGACAGGCUCUCAUGUGAAGCUUCCCGGCCCUGCCCCGGAUAAGCCAAAUGUCUAUGACUUCAAAACGACAUAUGAACAGAUGUACAACGACUUGGUCCGCAAGGACAAGGAACUAUAUACACAGAACGGCAUCUUGCACAUGCUGGACCGCAACAAACGCAUCAAAUCAAAGCCAGAGCGCUUUCAAAACUGCAAGGACAAGUUUGACCUGGUCAUCACCUGUGAAGAGAGAGUCUAUGACCAAGUGCUGGAGGAUCUAAAUUCAAGAGAGCAGGAGACUCUGCAGCCUGUACAUGUAAUCAAUGUAGACAUUCAGGAUAACCACGAGGAAGCCACGCUGGGCGCCUUCCUCAUCUGUGAGCUGUGUCAAUGUAUCCAGCACACUGACGACAUGGAGAAUGAAAUCGAUGAGCUCCUACAAGAGUUUGAGGAUAAGAGCAACCGGCCUUUUCUUCACACUGUCUGCUUCUACUGACACACAACACAGUUUGCAAUAAACACAGACCGAGAUGACAAGCAAUCAGAAAAUAGAGAAAUGGACAUGCACGCUUCAUACUCCUCAGUUAUCCAAAACACAGUGCAUACAUAUUGUGGGCCUACGGCUACACACACAGCUUAGGGUCAGGACCUAACAAAUGGCUGCUGUUGGACAUAUUGGUCAUAAUGAGUUUUUCCUCCAUGCAGAGGAUGGACUCGCUGCUCUCAGUCUGCCUUUAUUCCUCCAGUUCAAGGUCAGGCCAAGGUCCUCCCCUAUCCCAGUCCAGAUAAAUCACUCGACCAUGUCUCCUCAGGGAGAGCCAUAAGACCUACACCUCAAAUUCAUCAACUCUUUGACAAGUCCUUCACACUUUUUGUUCAACACAGCUUAUUUAUGCUGUUUAUUUUCUCUUCAGAUGAUGAUAUACAAAUGUAUUUGAUUGAAGCAUAUAUGUCAGAUUUAAAUUCCCGACCUGGGACAGCGUGAAAGUGUUUACACAUGGGAGGAUAAUUAUUUGAACUGUAUGCGUGUUUUUGUGCGACUUUGUGUUGUAGAUUAGUUAGGAUUAAGUUAAAGUGGAUGGGCAAUUAAUGAAUAACCAAACACAGACCCCUCAUAGGGUGCUCCUCCAGUUUGUUUCCAAUAUAAUGUGUUGAUUCAUAUUUAAACUCUGAUAUGCUGUCUUUCAGGGCUUAGUAUUUUUUUUUCUUUUGUAAAUGUUAAGAGAAUUGAAGCAAUGUAAUUAUUUUCUGAUGCGAGCUCAGCUCAGAGUGCCUGAUUUUUCUGUAUGUACAUAUGAAUCUACUAAAGAAAGAAACAUCUCUAA